Molecule: messenger RNA, 1933 nt
Organism: Pyricularia grisea
Lineage: Eukaryota; Fungi; Ascomycota; Sordariomycetes; Magnaporthales; Pyriculariaceae
Exons: 3
Coding region: 389-1933 (514 amino acids)
Biological process (GO): intracellular transport
Cellular component (GO): cytoplasm; nuclear pore
Molecular function (GO): GTPase activator activity
Source: RefSeq, a predicted model, not a curated record
CCUGUAGAGAGGGACCGCAUCAUCGCCAAUUUCGUCGCUACAAAAGUCGGGAAAAAAGCUUGGGGGUGGUGCAAGGACCAGACCGCGACGUGCCCAACCCGAUCGAAAGUCGCUUUUUAUCCAGCCGCUCCGAUUCAGACCGCUUUCAGCCCUUUGGGUCGCGUCCAUUUUCCGUGGGAUCAAUCAUCCUUUUUGCUGAGACAACAUUCCUGUGCCCCGCCGACCGGCCAUAUCCGUAUCUCGACAAUUACCGUUUUCGGUCCGCGUAUCCUGGAUCCAGUCGGACAAACGAAGCCACCUCCCGUCAAGGCUCGCAGGGCCUUUGAUCUGUUUUGUUCGCUCCCGCAUAUCUGUCUGUCUUUCACUGCAACAUAAAAAGACAGACACGAUGGCGGAUGACACUCCGCUCACAUCCCGCGCCAUCUCUCAGGCCGGUAGCCCCAAGGAGGACGCAGAGACCAAAGCGACGAGGGAAGAGCUCAAACAGACUGCAAUUUCCGAAAAACCAGCUGCGGCGGAACAGGAAGGACAAAUGGCCAAGGCACCGAAGCUGAGCGCCGUCGACACGACCAAGCCCACCGACGACACAUUGAAGGAGCAAGUUUCGUCACCAAAGAAGAAGAGGGCGCACGACCAGUUGGACGAGAACCACGAGCCCAGCUCUUCCGAAUCGGCAGGUAGCCUUUCUCCCAAGGACGGCGCCAACAGGACCGACAGGCUGGAGCCGGAGAAGAAGAGAGCGCGUGAUGAGCUGGCCGAGGCAGAGGCUGAAGAUGAAGCUGGGACUGCCACAACCGAAUCUAACAAGAAGACCGCGGAAUCUACCGACACCAAUAAGCCCAAAGACCCCCCAUUAUCUGCCAGCUUACAAAAGCCUACCAGCGGGAAGGACGACGCUGCACCGAGUACUACCUCAGCGGCCGCCUUUGCAAAGUCGGGUUUCGCAAAGCUGAGUGGUGCUGCAUCUCCCUUUGGUACUUUAGGGGCUACGGGCGGUGCAUCUCCAUUUGGUGCAUUAGGAUCCUCAGGAAAACCCGUAUCGGGGUUUGGAUCCCUGUCCUCUUCAGCGUCGCCCUCGCCAUUCGGAGCUCUAGGGGCAAGUUCCGGUACCAUUCCAGCACCACCCAAGUUGACCUUUGGUCCCCCAAGCGACGGCUCUGGCUCGGCUUCUCCGUUUGCUUCACUCAAUGGUGGCGCAUCCAAACCGUUUGGAAGCGCCUUUGGCAGUGGAUUCGGCGGUGGCUUGGGUGCGUCUAAGCUGACGAGCUUUGCAAAGCCUGGUGGAGUGCUCAAGGAUGAUAAGCCAGCUCGGCCUUUUGGUGCGCCGGAAAGUGACAAUGAAGCAUCCCAGGAUGGGGAAAGUGAUACGGAGACUGGCGACGACGGCGUCGCUCCGGAAGAGUCCGAGUCUGAGGAGAAGGCCAAGGACGAAGAAGGCGAAGCAGACCAGACCAAGCCUGCAAGCGCAGAAGAAGUCGUCGUGGAUGAUGGAGAGGCCGGCGAGGCUACCAUCUUUUUGGCUAGGGCCAAAGUUUAUCACCUAGACAAAGAGUCAGGAGCUUGGAAAGAGCGGGGCGCUGGUAUCCUCAAGGUCAAUGUGCCAGAGGCAACCAUAGACUUUGACCAAAGCGGUGCUGCGCUGACGGCUUCUUUCGAUGCCUCAAUGCUCGACUCUGGUGACAGCGAUAGCAAGACGCCCAAGGUGGUACGCCUGAUUAUGCGUCAGGAUCACACCCUUCGGGUGGUCAUCAACACGGCAGUGUUGGCCGGAACUGAGUUUGUAAGGAGGGAAAUGAUGAAAGCUGUUGGCUUUCUGUUCACGGCCUUGGAGGGACCAGAUGCUCAUCCGGUCACAUUACAAAUCAAGGUAUGUGUUAUGAUUAGUUAUAUUCACGCCAAGGAGGCAUUUUCUCACGUUUUUUUUUUACUCUAG